Molecule: messenger RNA, 1081 nt
Organism: Salvelinus fontinalis (brook trout)
Lineage: Eukaryota; Metazoa; Chordata; Actinopteri; Salmoniformes; Salmonidae
Product: C-type lectin mannose-binding isoform-like
Exons: 6
Coding region: 91-696 (201 amino acids)
Molecular function (GO): signaling receptor activity
Source: RefSeq, a predicted model, not a curated record
AAAGAGAGCAUCUGAAGCAAGGAGAAGCAAGAAUAGAGGAAAAAGACAUUUACAUUUACAUACCUCAAGCUGAAGAGAAGUGAAGAUCCCAUGAUGAAGGUCCUACCCAUUCUGGCCAUGAUGCUACUCGGGACGUCUGCCAUGGUGCUCAAUGGUCUACACUCCACUGAUCCUAAGCGGGUCUCUGGGAAGGUCAAGGACUUUCUCCCAUGUCCUGGCCAUUCUACCUGGUAUAAACUGGGGAACAAAUGUGUUAAGCACUUCACGGAAGAAUUGGACUUUCAAUCUGCUGAGGAUUUCUGCCACUCUCAAAAGAGCAAAGCUCAUCUGAUAUCAAUCCACUCUGCCCUGGAGAACGACAACGUGGAUGUUUUUGCUCAGAGGUUCAGCAGAAAUUCCCCUCGCAUCUGGCUUGGCGGUUUUACAGUAUCCAACCCUCUUCAGCCUCACCGCUACCUCUGGACUGAUGGGUCCCCCAUGAACUACUAUUCCUGGCUUCAGAACCCCAGGCAGCCAUCCGGUGAUGGACACUGCAUGGAAAUGAACUGGCAAGGAAAAGGGGAUUGGAAUGAUAAGCCGUGCAGCCAAACAAAUUACUUUCUGUGUGCCUUCAUACCUGGUGAAAGAGAGGAAACGAAAGGAGGAGAAGAAGAAGAGGGGACGGUGGAGAAAGGGAGUGGGAGGUUUAUCAUUUAAAGUAGAUGACAGUUGAGCAGUAUAGCAGUAUAUACAACCUGUCAGAUACGCUUUGCAUUACAGCUUUCUCAGACAUCACGACACCAGGACCCUGUAAAAUGUUAGAGAAAACCCACUGCUCAAAAACUAAGCCUUUGUUAGCUAAAAGUUUUCACCAUCACAGUCAGUUUCAGUCCGCCCAAAGUAAGAUUUAAUGAAACAACUGAUUGUAUUAGAAACCUCUAAACACAUUGCAUUUGAGAAUUCUAUCUAGGCCUAUUGUCAGAACACAGUAACCUAAUCUAUUUUCAGGGGGAAUGGUGUUGAUAAAAUACUGCUUCACUUGUUUGUACUAUGAAACACUGUGCAUUGCUUGACUAGCAAAUAAAAAAGGAAUACAAAAAUA